Molecule: messenger RNA, 1503 nt
Organism: Atta colombica
Lineage: Eukaryota; Metazoa; Arthropoda; Insecta; Hymenoptera; Formicidae
Product: pancreatic triacylglycerol lipase-like
Exons: 6
Coding region: 120-1442 (440 amino acids)
Biological process (GO): lipid metabolic process
Molecular function (GO): carboxylic ester hydrolase activity; lipase activity
Source: RefSeq, a predicted model, not a curated record
CUAAAAAUUUUUCGAUUAAUUACGAGUCGUCAUGGCUUAUCUAACAAAAUGGGAUGAUAAAUAUUUCAUAUAUACAUGUAUAUUAAAAGACAACAUAUCAAAAGCCAAUGUGCUAGUCGAUGAUCACGAUGGUAUUUGUAAUCAUUCUUACGUUCACCGUUUUGUACCAUUUUUCCAUUGGAGAAUGUUUUCGCUUAUGGCAUUUGACAAACGUAACUCAGCCUUUUGAACAUGCACUGAAUGAAACGACAUUCGUCACAACUCUGUCUCUAUUUAAUGAGACAACUACUCUAACGAAUUUCACAUAUACAUUAUCCACAAGCAACUCGAGAGAGUUGUUCAGCGAUUCCCGACAAGUGGACUGUUUCGGAUUGGGAAAGAAAGUCGCGGCGGCUCUGGAGUGGUUCUUUAGCAGUAAACCUAAUGGGAGUGACGCCUUGGAUGUGCAAUUUCUUUUGUCCUCUAGGAAACAACCUCAUCGCGUGCAAGUAGUGCUUGGCGAACAGUUCGGUUUAGAAUGGACAGACUUUAAAAUAGAACGUAGGACGGUGGUCAUAAUACAUGGUUUUCUGUCUCAUGGCCAAGAAACAUGGAUUAGAGACAUGGAAAAGGCAUUACUCGAAUGGGGUGAUGUUAAUGUGGUGAUAAUAGAUUGGAGCGCCGGCAGUAAUACGUGGAAUUAUUAUAAAGCAGCAGUUAAUACCAGAAUAGUCGGAUAUCAAUUAUCAAAAUUUAUAGAACACGUAACGAAUGCUACAAUCGCGCAAUCGGGCGUAAAUAAUUGGGGUCCUUUACAUCUGGUAGGACAUAGUCUCGGUGCUCAUAUUUGCGGAUUUGCCGCAAGAGAGUUGAAAAAAAGGCAAAACAAAUGGACUGUGCAGAGAAUCACCGGUCUGGAUCCGGCGCAACCAUGUUUUCGCAAGGCUGAUACAUCUGUUCAUUUACAUAAAAAUGAUGCACCAUUUGUCGACGUGAUACAUACAAAUGGUAGAUUACUCACGAAUCUGGGACUUGGCUUACCCGAAGCUAUAGGUCACGUUGAUUUCUACCCAAACGGCGGUAAAACGCAACCUGGUUGUGUACGAACGUCAUAUUUUGAUUACUUACCGAUUCCUACAGCUGCGAUACAACGAGCGAUAUGUAGUCACGGACGAUCUUACGUCUAUCUCACAGAAUCUUUAACGUCUGUUACUGCGCGCAAUUGCAGUUUUUGGGCACACCAAUGGAAUUUGACAUAUAGGCAUUUUUUACAAAUAAUUGCGGAACCAUGCGAUGAAAACAUUUGCUCGGAAAUGGGCAUUAGAGCAGAAAUGUACAAUCAGCGUGGAAGUUUUUUCGUGGCUACAGCCAGUACCAGUCCGUUUUGUGCCAAUAGCACCGAUGUCAUAGAAAAGAUAAAAAAGCAAUUGCAACAGGAUCACUUUGGCCAUACGGAGGAUUAACAAAUUGCGCAUUACAAUGAACAACUUUUUUGUAAAUAAAUUAAUUAUAUCAGUACUGGUA